UGGCCAACGGGUCUUAUGGCGAAAUUGAAAUAAACGUUUGAACCCUCUCGCUGCUGAUUGUUUGCCGAUUCAAUGAGGAUUGUUUUAGCUGUAUGUUCAAAGUACGGGCUCAUUAACAGCUAAUAUUUCAGCUAAAAUGGGGGACCAUGUUGAGCUACAGAUCACUCCAGAGACUCCAGGCAGGCCGUCAAUAAGAAACCCCUUUGAAAGUCCCAAUGACUACCACCACCUUCGGGAACCCCUGGUGCCAAGCCCAUCUGUCUUCAAGUCCAAGCCUUGUAAAGCGACUCCACCCAAGUUUAACUGGUCUAUUGACGAAAUGGCCUGUCUUCUCCCAGCGCACAUAGACCCAGAGGAGAUCCAGCGACAGUCUUUUUACCUCAGCCAGACAAGGAUGGAUUCUGACAUUGAGGAAAAGCGUCAGAAUGCUAUUGAGCAGUUUUUCACCAAAGGAGCCAUCGUGCCCUCGCCCUGGGCAGCACCAGACACCCGUAAAGGCCCUCAGAUGUAUAUGAAAAGUUCUAAGUCUGCAAUGAUUGUAGAGGAGCCAGAAAAAAUCUCAGUUGCUUGUCAGACAACUCUUUCGUUACCUUUGGCUUUUGAUUUGGAGAAAGUACUAGGGGAUUAUUACCACUACGAGGAAGCAUGUGAUGCUGUGCAGGAGAGUCUCAGUUCCUCCUCCUUAAGACGGAAGCUCUUCCUUGAUGGCCAGGGCACUUACAGCAGCUCUGACAGCUCCAGCCCACCAAGCCCAGAGAGAAGCCAUGCCAGGAAUGAGAGGCUUUCUCUAAACCGAGGAGAAGGAGCUUUAGGACAGGUUGCAGAGGGAGACGCUAUAUUGUCUAUCUUUUCCUCCCCUUUGACCUGUGGUGCGUUGGCUCCAACUCCCUCUACGGGUCAGUUCUCGUCCAGUCCCAUCCGACAUGGCUGCUUCCGGGACUGCAGCCUCGGCAGCAUCACCAGUCCUCUGCUUCCUGAUCGGUCAUCUCCUGCUGGUCUGGCCUCCCCCACAAUUUCUCCUAUUGUUGCACAUACAGCACGCACACCCAUAUGCUCAGCUGAGAGGAAGCAGCUGAGCAAUUUGACUCCACAUGGUGUUCCCGUGGACAUGAAUGUCAGUCCCUUCAAUGAGAGUCCAUUUGUCGAGGGUUGCUCUCCCAUUCGUAGCUGCUCCCCACGCCAGCUCCAUUGCCACAAUGAGCCCCAUUACAAUGCCAGACCCAAGCUCCGGCCCAGAGUCCGCUGCUGGGCCUCCCCUCCCCUCAUCUCCCCAAUCCUCAACCCUAAGUUCCAAGACAAUCCGGAGGCUGAGGACCAACUCCCCUUCUCAUCCCCCUCUUCGUCCUCUUCUCUCCCCCCUAUGGAGCUAGAUCCAUCUUCACCCCUGGCCCGCGGCGCUCACCUCACUGACAAUGAGAGAGUUACCCUGGAUCCUAUGGAACCUGUGAAAAUGGAGGAAGGCAAGGAGACAGAGAUAGAAGGAAGGUUGGAGGAAGAAGAAGAAGAAGAAGAAGAGGAGGAAGGUGAAGGGCUUUCGGGACAGCUGACCAGCUCUCGUAUGGGCAAUGUGUCAGCAACAGAAAGCUCUCGUAUGUUUUUAUCGCUACUGGCAGAGGGAAGCAGCAUACGCUGUGAUUCCAGCAUGCAGGUGGACAGUGGGUACAACACUACCUCAGCAGGCGCCGCCAGUCUUAUAGAUGGCCUCAGCUCAGACUGUCACGGCAAAGAGUCCUUAAGUUCAAACCUGGCAGAAGAAGCUUUCCAACUCACUCGGCACACUAAAGUAAAGGCAUUUUAUCCUCACCACUGAGCCAUCUGAUAGAUGCAUUUAAAGGGACGCCUCUUCCAGUGGAAGCUUAAAGAUGAUUAUUUUGCAAUCAAAUACAACAUUUACACUAUGUUUUGAAGCAUUUAUGUUGCAUUAAUUUGGUUAGGGUGAAUUGGGUUAACUGUUGAAUGCAGUAUGAGCUGAGGGGUUUCACAAGUGGUUAGAGAAAAAGUCAAUUCUGUAUCAAACUUGCACAAUAACCUCCUUUGAUGCUGUAUUGAUGCUUUUCAAUUUUAUUUGGUGCCGACAUGAUCGACCUGAUAGAUCCUGACUUUCAGAUGACAUCACAUUUGUACUGUAUUUAUCUUUUUAUAAAACAGUGUAUCAUGAUGUAUUUUUUUUUUAUAUGAUAGCUUUUUGUUCUUUGAAUGAAUAACAAUUGUUAAAAUUCA
This is a messenger RNA of Perca fluviatilis (European perch), 2220 nucleotides long. RefSeq names its product bora aurora kinase A activator (gene bora). The transcript is spliced from 12 exons. Bases 137 to 1810 code for a protein of 557 amino acids. Gene Ontology annotation, cellular component: cytoplasm; nucleus. Gene Ontology annotation, molecular function: protein kinase binding. The record is from RefSeq and is a predicted model, not a curated record. Lineage: Eukaryota; Metazoa; Chordata; Actinopteri; Perciformes; Percidae. Gene Ontology annotation, biological process: regulation of mitotic spindle organization; regulation of mitotic nuclear division; activation of protein kinase activity.